AAAUUCCAGACAAGAGCAACCGAUCCAGAGCUAGCUGCACCUCUGUGAACUUGAGCUCGGAGCUGGUCUGUUGAAAUAGCUAGAGCUUAAUCUCUCUUUCACCAUGGCAACGUCUGUGAAGCUCAAUACCGGGGCAGAUAUGCCCAUCGUCGGACUGGGCACAUGGAAGUCUCCUCCAGGUAAAGUGGCGGAGGCCGUGAAGGCAGCCAUCGCUGCGGGGUACAGACACAUCGAUGGUGCCGCCGUGUACAACAAUGAAAUGGAGGUCGGAGAGGGAAUUCAGGCCAAGAUAAAAGAUGGUGUGGUUAAAAGAGAAGAACUUUUUGUGGUCAGCAAGCUCUGGUGCACCUUUCACGAGAAGGCCUUAGUGAAAGGAGCUUGCCAGAAGACUUUAAGUGACCUGAAGCUGGACUACCUGGAUCUUUACCUGAUUCACUGGCCAAUGGGCUUUAAGUCAGGGCCAGACCAGUUCCCACUGGACAGUGAAGGGUUAACCAUUGGUGAUGACACCAAUUUCUUGGACACCUGGGAGGCUAUGGAGGAGUUAGUGGAUGCUGGGCUGGUUAAGGCCAUUGGCAUCUCCAACUUUAACCGAGAACAAAUUGAAGCCAUCCUGAAUAAACCGGGGCUCAAGUACAAACCUGCCAACAAUCAGAUCGAGUGCCACCCCUAUCUGACUCAGGAGAAGCUGAUUAACUACUGUCAGUCCAAAGGCAUCACAGUCACUGCAUACAGUCCUCUGGGUUCUCCAGACAGACCUUGGGCUAAACCUGAAGAUCCCUCACUGCUUGAUGACCCAAAAAUCAAGGCCAUUGCAGAGAAGCACAAAAAGACUUCUGCCCAGGUUCUCAUCCGCUUCCACAUUCAGAGGAAUGUGAUCGUCAUCCCCAAGUCCAUCACACCUCAGCGUAUUCAAGAGAACUUUCAAGUCUUUGAUUUUGAGUUGAGUCAGGAGGACAUGAAGACCAUUUUGAGCUUCAACAAGAAUUUCAGGGCUUGUCCAAUGCAUUGGGGUGUGAAGCACAAAGACUACCCAUUUCAUGCUGAGUAUUAAAAGAAGACCUCUUGGAACAUGCUGUUUAAGAAAAACAUUAUUGAUUAAUGUGAAAUCUCUUCAUUUUGCUUUACGAACCUUCCAGUUACUGAGAAACUUCCUUACAGAGCUACUGUGAUAUGUGAUUUGCAGAUUUGGAAUUUAAAUUUUCUUUCUUUGCCCAUAAAGUUAUAUUUGUAUAAUGCUUUGACAAUUUUAAGCUGUUACUACUUUAGAACAAAUGUAAAAAGACUUGCAUUAAAUGUAUUAUGACAAAACAACACAAAUGAAUCAUAAGGAAGUCUGAGAAACUAGUUAAUUUUUUUUAUUUUUUUAUUUGAACAGUCUCACUCACUUUGCACAAUUGGGCAGAUUACAUGAGAAAGUAUUGGUACUUUGAAUAUAUAUAUUUUUUAUAUUAAUUAAUACAAACUCCUUAUUUUCAUAAAAUGACAACAGAAGCACUUCCAGUUCACAAGCGCAGCUCUUGUUUACUAUAUUGAUGUAUGCUUUUAAAAAUCCAAAUAAAGUUCUGCAUCAAACAGC
Molecule: messenger RNA, 1579 nt
Organism: Cyprinus carpio (common carp)
Lineage: Eukaryota; Metazoa; Chordata; Actinopteri; Cypriniformes; Cyprinidae
Gene: akr1b1.2
Product: aldo-keto reductase family 1, member B1 (aldose reductase), tandem duplicate 2
Cellular component (GO): cytosol
Molecular function (GO): aldose reductase (NADPH) activity
Source: RefSeq, a predicted model, not a curated record